AUGCCCGUCUUCCACGCCCUCUCCCAAAAGCUCGUCUCGCGCACCCCCCAUCUAAACUGGGAAGAUCCCAUAAUCAUCAACCCCAGACGCAACGACCACCAGCACACCAUCAUCCUCCUACACGACCUAAACCAGACAGCCGAGCCGUUCAUGCGCGACUUUCUCGACACAACCAAGAUCCCACACGACCUGUCCACAGUCCGCUUCAUCUUCCCCACAGCCAAGGCAGAUUCCUCCGGACUAUUCGGGCAGCAUAAAGGCCCCAACCAGUGGUUCCGGGUUAGCGAUCCCUAUGAUCCGAAUGUGGAUGCCGAUGCGCAGAUCCCCGGGCUUAAAGAGACGAGUGGGUAUUUGAAGGUCCUUAUUGCGCAGGAGGCGCGGAGGUUAGAGGAUUUGGAUCGCCCGUCGAAGAAUCGGGGGUAUGACCGUGUGAUUAUCGGCGGGCUAGGACAGGGAGCUGCAGCGGCGCUGUUUACGUUGUUGGGUAUGGAGCAGACGCUGGGUGGGUUUGUUGGGAUGGGUGGGUGGUUGCCUUUUCAAGGGGAGAUGGCUGCUUUGAUUAGAGAGGCCGGUGUUGUUCCGGUAGAGAAGGGGCGCAGUAAAAAUGAUGGGAAUAGCAUCAAAGUCCAGAUCCAGAAACUGGUUCGUGGUGUUUUGGAUGUUGAGACUGUCUGUGAUCCGCAGUCCGUGCUGCAGCUGGAGACGCCCAUAUUCCUGGGCCACGGGGACCAGGAUCGCACGACGUGGAUUGGGCACGGGCAUAGAAUGCGCGAGGUUCUGGAUAGCUGGGAUGGAUUGGGGAUGACUGUUAUUUGGAAGGAGUAUCAUAACUUUGGUCACUGCUGGAAGCCACACGGUAAAGAGCCCAAGGACCAUGAUGUUAUCAAAUUCCUGCGACUCGUGGUGGGUGUCCAUGCCAGGUCUUUCUAG
Messenger RNA from Aspergillus puulaauensis, 930 nucleotides. RefSeq lists its product as uncharacterized. The transcript has a single exon. Bases 1 to 930 code for a protein of 309 amino acids. Lineage: Eukaryota; Fungi; Ascomycota; Eurotiomycetes; Eurotiales; Aspergillaceae. Gene Ontology annotation, cellular component: cytoplasm. The record is from RefSeq and is a predicted model, not a curated record. Gene Ontology annotation, biological process: protein depalmitoylation. Gene Ontology annotation, molecular function: palmitoyl-(protein) hydrolase activity; carboxylic ester hydrolase activity.